Colletotrichum siamense is the source of this 1212-nucleotide messenger RNA. RefSeq names its product putative serine esterase. Lineage: Eukaryota; Fungi; Ascomycota; Sordariomycetes; Glomerellales; Glomerellaceae. The record is from RefSeq and is a predicted model, not a curated record. The transcript has 4 exons. Bases 1 to 1212 code for a protein of 403 amino acids. Gene Ontology annotation, molecular function: dipeptidyl-peptidase activity.
AUGCCCUGGAGCCCAUUCGGCAAGACCGGAACCGGUAUGCUGCAGCUCGAUAUGUUGCCGUGGAGAGUCGGCGUGCCUCGUUCUGCGACUAGUGGUCUGGAAAAGUGGGAGGCUCCUGACCCUGCUGAGUGGGUUGCACGUGGUUACGCUGUUGUCAACAUCGACGCUCGCGGGUCGUUCAAAUCCGGCGGCGAUCUUCACGUGUACGGGACCCAAGAAGGCCGUGACGGCUACGACUGUAUCGAGUGGAUCGCACAGCAACCUUGGUGCAAUGAUAAGGUCGCCAUGGCCGGGAACUCGUGGCUUGCGACAACGCAAUGGUUCAUUGCCGCCGAACAACCUCCUCAUCUGACUUGCAUGGCACCUUGGGAAGGACUCGGAGACUACUACAGGGAAUCUAUCUGUCGCGGUGGCAUUCCUGACCACACUUUUUGGGACAUGUUGAUGGAGUGGGCUUGCGGACCUGGGAUGCGCGAGGACGUCGGCGCGAUGGUGGAUAAGUAUGGUACUUGGAACGACUACUGGGAAGACAAAAAGCCGAAGCUCCGCAACAUUACUAUUCCGAUGUAUGCUACUGCCAGCUUCUCGACCGGACUCCAUACCGAAGGAUCAGUCAGAGGAUUCCAGCUAUCUCGGUCAUCUGAGAAAUGGUUGCGUUGGACUGCAACCCAAGAAUGGCACGACAUUUACCAGCAAGAGAAUCUUGACGAUUUACAGCGAUUCUUCGACAAGUACAUGCUUGACGAAGACAAUGGCUGGGAGACUACGCCCCGGAUUCGAUACUCGCUGCUGGGCUACAAUCGUCCAAGCGUGGUCAACGAGCCGGCUGCUCAGUUCCCGCCAGCGAAGUUUAGGUACGAAACUUUGUUCCUAAAUGCGAUGAAUGGAGAUCUAGGACACCGAAGACCCUCGACUGAGGGCGUGGUUGUAUACCAAGCGGAUUCGCCUUCUGACGAUGGAUGCUCGUUCCUCCACACCUUCGAGGAGUACACUGAGCUGUGUGGUGUCUCGAACGCCAAAGUGUUCAUGUCAACAGUUGAGCAUGACGAUAUGGAUGUCUACGUCGUGCUACGCAAACUCGACAAGAACGGUAAAGCAGUAUGGCAUCAGAACAUCCCCAUGGAAGAGGGCACGUCCGUGGGCAUAUGGGUCGGUAUGAACGACAUUACAGCGGCUUGGCAUGCCGGUGGCAUGAGAUGGUUAAGUCAAUAG